UUAAAGGGUUUAAAUUAAAUAUUAAAAACAGCAACACGCAACCCAAACCCUUCCCAAACGAUGCAUCCUCCCCAAAACGCAUUAUUUAUUCAGUGACCGUUUAACCCGACAAACGGUUUGCGACAAACAUCGAGCGACGCGGCACAGAUGUUACAGACAGAAGCCAACAUCGAAAAGAAGGGCUUACAACACACACGUCAGUAAAAUCCCUCUCAUUGCCGACUAAAUCCAUACAUUAAAAUAGUCCCCAAUGUCCAAUUUGGAUAAAUGUUAAACCUCUUCUCGCACACGAACUUCACGAGCUGAUGAACCCAACCAGGAAAUGCUAAUUAAGCUGUUCACUGUUUUGGAAAGCAAAAAAUCAAAAUUAUCUUGAUGAAGAGCAAUGUUUUGUUUUUUAUUAAACAUACAUCAAAUGGUUCAUAAUUUUGCCACCCGAUUGUUAAGAGUGUGCAGUUUCAUUUUGUCUCCAUCGGACACAGUUUGUUUGUAGUGUUUGGUGCACCGGAAAUAUGACGGCCAAACUGCUGACAACGGUUGCCCGGGGAUUGAUUGUGAUGCAGUUCGUACUACACUGUCCCUCGGUCGCUUUUAAUGGGACACAUGAUAAGGUGGAGAUUGCUACAACUACCACACCGGCUACCGUCUGGAAGAGGCCACCGAUCGAGUACGAUAGGGAUCUGGUGGUAAGUUGAAGAUUGGAGUUGGAGAACCAUCCCUGUAAGCGCAACCCUUCUUCGUCAACAAACCGAUUCAAGAUUGAACUCAUCGAGGCGGCAGAUUAUCCGAUCGAAAAGCACGUACUCACAACAUCGGACGGGUACAUUCUGAAGCUUCAUCGUAUACCGGAUCCGAUGCAGUUCCCCAGCGCGGAACAGGGAACCGGCACGAAAGAUACGGACGAUCCCGACGAACAGAUACGCUUUGGCCCGACGAAAGCAUUCCGCGGGACGGUCCUACUCGUGCCGGGCCUGUUCUCUACGGCGGCCGAUUUUGUUGUAACUGGGCCGGAAAAUGCAUUAGCUUUUGUGUUGGCCGACGCAGGCUACGAUGUGUGGCUUGCCAAUGUGCGUGGAUCACGCUUUUCGAGGAAAAACACCAAAAUGAGUGUGGCGGAUAGUCAGUUCUGGGAUUUCAGCUUUCACGAAAUCGGUACAAUCGACCUACCGGCCAUCAUUGACUACAUCGUGAGAGAAACGAACGCACCGAAAAUAUUCUACGUCGGUCACAACCAGGGCAUGACGGAUCUGUUCGUACUGCUGUCCACCAAACCGCGCUACAAUCGCAAAAUCCAUCACGCCAUAGGUCUGGCCUCGAUUGCAUACCUCGGUACGACGGAAAACCGUGUCGUACGACGUGCAGCCGAACUGACCGACAAACUGUACGCCACCUUACGUGCGCUCAACAUCCACGAGCUAAAGCCUUCGCCGGACAUUGUUCGGCUGCUGAGCGGUACCGUGUGUGCCAGCGACAUGAGCGAACUGUGUGGGGAAAUGUUGCGUGGCUUCUUCGGCACGACCGUUGAUCGAUCGCGCAACGUACUGCCCAACAUUGUGGACGAUCUGCUGACGAGCGUAUCGACCCGGCAGCUUAUCCAUUUCGGCCAACUUAUGCAAACAAGUAUAUCAAAAGAGAGAGGUAGAGUUGCGUAGGUUUUUUUGCAUCACUUUUGGUUUGAUUUCUGUUGCAGAGAAAUUUCAACAGUUUGAUUAUCGUAACUAUAUGCUCAACACACAAAAGUAUGGCGA
Messenger RNA from Anopheles funestus (African malaria mosquito), 1748 nucleotides. Its product is annotated as lipase 1-like. The record is from RefSeq and is a predicted model, not a curated record. Lineage: Eukaryota; Metazoa; Arthropoda; Insecta; Diptera; Culicidae. Bases 855 to 1652 code for a protein of 265 amino acids. The transcript is spliced from 2 exons.